Messenger RNA from Pseudomassariella vexata, 7059 nucleotides. Its product is annotated as alpha-1,3-glucan synthase. Gene Ontology annotation, biological process: fungal-type cell wall (1->3)-alpha-glucan biosynthetic process. The coding region runs from base 1 to 7059 and encodes 2352 amino acids. The transcript is spliced from 13 exons. Gene Ontology annotation, molecular function: alpha-1,3-glucan synthase activity. NCBI's taxonomy places the organism in Eukaryota, Fungi, Ascomycota, Sordariomycetes, Amphisphaeriales, Pseudomassariaceae. The record is from RefSeq and is a predicted model, not a curated record. Gene Ontology annotation, cellular component: fungal-type cell wall.
AUGUUCAUCUUGUCACUCGGACUUGUGCUUGUCAGCGUUGUCAGCGGCCUCAAGUACGAUCCUCAAUAUGAGGGCUACAACCUCAAUGAAAACGACACAGAUAACCCCUUAGAGUAUUGGGGGAAAUGGGAAGACCAUGACUUCUAUCCGUCGCCGGAAAAUUGGCGAUUGCCCUUCUACACUCUCUUCCUUGACAGAUUUGUCAACGGAGAUCCAAGUAACGACAACAUCAACGAAACCCACUUUGAGCAGGACAUCUUGGGGACCCAACUACGGUUUGGUGGUGAUAUUGAUGGACUGGCCGACACCCUCGACUAUAUUCAAGGCUUCGGUAUCAAGGCCAUCUACGUGGCUGGAUCGCCUUUCAUCAACCAGCCAUGGGGCGCCGACUCAUAUUCACCGUUGGACCUGACGCUUCUCGACAUGCACUUCGGCAACAUCACGCAGUGGAGGGCGGCAGUAACCGAGAUACAUAGGCGCGGCAUGUACAUUAUUUUGGACAACACCUUGGCGACCAUGGGCGAUCUGAUUGGGUUCGAGAACUAUUUGAACGAGAGUGCGCCCUUCUGGCUAGAGGAACAUCCUGCGUUGUGGAAGACUUCGAGGCAUUACCACGAUUUCACUUACGGCACGGAGUACAACGAGACUUGUGACAUGCCGAGGUUCUAUCUGGACGACGGCGAGGAAGUCGAUCAAGAUGUGUACGACCAGUUCGGGGGCUGUUACGAUGGCGACUUUGACCAGUUUGGUGAUACCGAGGCUUUUGGUGUGUACCCGGAUUGGCGUCGCCAGAUCACCAAGUUCGCCUCCGUCCAGGACCGACUUCGCGAAUGGGUUCCUUCAGUGCUGGACAAGCUUUCGCACUUUUCCUGCAUCACCAUUGCCUCUUUGGACAUUGACGGAUUCCGAUACGAUAAGGCAACCCAGGUUACUGUUGACGCUGAAGGGAAUUUCUCGUCGCACCUGAGAGAAUGCGCACGCGAGCUGGGCAAGAACAACUUUUUCAUUCCCGGCGAAAUUACGGGAGGAAACGGAUUCGGCUCCAUCUAUGUCGGUCGCGGCCGCCAGCCAAGCCAAUACUUGGAAAACAUUGAAGUCGCCGUCAACUUAACCAAUGCAACCACCAAGGACAUCUUCAUUCGGGAUGAGGGUCAAGAGGCCUUGGACGGGGCCGCCUUCCACUAUUCAAUCUACCGAAACCUACUUAGAUUCUUGGGCAUGGACGGAAGUGUCGAGGCCGCGUACGAUCUUCCCAAGAACUGGGUUGAAGCUUGGAACACUAUGCUCACUACCAACGACUUCCUCAACGCGAACACGGGAAAAUUCGAUCCGAGACAUAUGUACGGAGUUGUCAACCAAGAUGUUUUCCGCUGGCCUGCGCUUACUCUUGGAAUUGAGCGUAACUUGUUGGGUCUGUUUAUAACGACGUUGCAUAUGCCUGGCAUCCCUUUGCUUCUUUGGGGCGAGGAACAGGCUUACUAUGUACAUGACAACACGGCGAGCAAUUAUAUGUACGGACGACAGCCGAUUUCAUCUAGUCAGGCGUGGCAGAGACACGGAUGCUACAGCUUAGAAGCGACCUUGUACUACCAGAUGCCUCUUGACGCGGCACUCACCGGAUGCGAAGAUGACACCGUCUCUUACGACCACAGAGACCCGAGCCACCCGGUCAGGGCUAUUAUCAAGCACAUGUACCAUCUUCGAGAGCAGUUCCCUGUUCUGAAGGACGGCUUCUACCUGAGGGAGCUGUCUGCCCAGACAAAGGAGGUCACGUUGCCUGGAAGUUCCGGAACACCGACCGAGUUCGGCAUUUGGUCUGUGAUGCGAUCCGAGUUCUUGGGCAUCCAGGAUUUGGGCAACGGGACCAGCGCUACGCCUGUGUGGUUGCUUUACCACAACAAUAACGUCACGACGACGUAUUCGUUCGACUGCACGAGCGACGACUUGAACAAAACUCUGAUUGCGCCCUUCGACACCAACACCAAGGUCAGGAACCUGAUGUUCCCCCAUCAACGGUUGAAUCUCACCGAUUCGGCAACGAAGCUGGAGAUCAACGGAUCUACUGAGUAUAAUGGUUGUGUCGACACCAUUACGAUGAACGCGUACGAGUUUAGAGCCUACGUCCCAGAGGCGUCGUGGAUCCCACCACCACCCAUGAUCACCAAGUACUAUCCUGGACACGACUUCCGCAUCAAAUCGUCCGAGUCCACCACCGUCAGCAUAUCAUUCCACGCAUCGACCGUUAUGGACUGCGACUCAUUCACCGAUGCCAUCAGCUUCAGUUCCAAGACGCUCGACUCCAGCGUCACCCCCAGUGUUGACAGCUCCACCGUGAAGUGCGAGAACAUUUCAGAAACCACUGCGUCGUACCCAGGUGCCAUUGCUUCGGCCUGGUCCUGGUCGGCCGAUGUUGUCGAUCUGGCCCCCGGAAUUCACCAGAUCAUUGUAACAAACGCCUCCACGGCUGAUCUGGGCUCUUUUACCAACUCGGUGGACCGCUUCCUCAUACGGGUUGGUGCGGGAGACAACCCCCUCGUGUUCCAAACCACGAGCAACUAUUCCACAACGCUUCUGUCCAAGUCAGACAGUUCCGACGGAGACUUCAUUCUCAACCACACCGCUGCUGGUGCUGACCAGUUCCGUUACUCCUUGACCUGGGAAUCGAGCUGGAGCGACUGGAUGGAAUAUCCCGACAGCCAAAAAUCGACCAUCAAGUCUCAGUCGUGGUCGGGGACAAAAAGCCAGGAAUGGGAUGGUGAACACGUUAUUGUGCAAUACUACAGUAAACUCCUGGGCAGCAGUGCUUACGUACAACACGGUGACCUCGACUAUGAUACCCCGCGUCGAUUCCCCCAUCUGCAUACCUCGGGCCCGUUCAACCAAUACGGAUACGACGCAGGACUCAACAACGUGGUCAAACAGCACUCGGUCGCGUCCACCUGGGACUGGCACUAUAUGGAUGAGUGGUACCCUUCGGCCCAUAUCCAAUUGAGUGUCUGGGGCAUGAACCCGGACGGGCAGCCCGACCAAAGUUUCGUCUACGGCGACAUCGACGGGGACUAUGUUCUCGAGCGUCUGCCGCCGUCGAGUUUGGUGGAGAGCAGCAUCAACAUCACGCAAGCGCCGCCCAAGCCGUAUCUCUCCUACCGUAUCGUGUUGCAGGACUCCACGCUUCGAUACCAGCUCCAGCCUCAGGGCAACAUGUACGCGCAGCUGGCGCUGUAUAUCCUGCUUUGGAUCGUGCCCAUAAUUAGCGGUCUAGCCGUGGUCUUCGUGUUCAAGCGGUCCUUCUACAAGGUCAAGUUCAACGAGUUCGGCACCCACGACCAGUCCAAGUUCGGCCUUCUGGUCCAGAAGACGAGGCACAAGCUCAUGGGCGUUGCUGGUUCCGUGCCCCUCAAGACUUUCAGCUCCAGCCAUCUCAACCUGGCGGCUGCGGAGAUAGCGGCGCCGACAAAGCGACGAACGGUCUUGAUCGCUACUAUGGAGUACAACAUUGACGACUGGGCCAUCAAGAUUAAGAUCGGAGGAUUGGGUGUCAUGUCUCAGCUUAUGGGGUCCGCCUGCAAGCACCAGGAUCUGAUUUGGGUUGUUCCGUGCGUCGGUGGUAUCGAUUACCCUAUCGACGAACCCGCGGAAUCCAUGCUGGUCAAAAUCAUGGACCAGUUCUACGAAAUCCAAGUCCAGUACCACAAGGUCGACAAUAUCACCUUUGUGCUGCUUGACGCCCCCGUGUUCCGCAAGCAGUCCAAGGCUGAGCCGUACCCGGCUAGAAUGGACGACAUGGAGAGUGCUAUUUACUACUCCGCCUGGAACCAAUGUAUUGCCGAGACUAUCAACCGCUUCCCCGUCGACUUGUACCACAUCAACGAUUACCACGGAGCAGCAGCGCUGCUUUACCUCCUGCCCAAGACCCUUCCCGCCGCCAUGUCGCUCCACAAUGCCGAGUUCCAGGGCAUGUGGCCGAUGCGAACCCCCGAGGAAAGUAUGGAAGUGUGCAAGGUGUACAACUUGCCCUUGGAGGUGGUGAGGGAAUACGUGCAAUUCGGAUCUGUCUUCAACUUGCUCAACGCCGGCGCCAGUUACCUGCGUAUCAACCAAGGCGGUUUCGGUGCAGUCGGUGUGUCCAAGAAGUAUGGUGACCGGUCCUAUGCUCGUUAUCCCAUUUUCUGGGGUCUUUCCAAGAUUGGAGAGUUGCCUAAUCCGGAUCCGAGUGACACUGGGGAGUGGAACAAGGACGAUUGCCUCAAAGAAGGCAAACUCGAGGUCGAUGAGACGUUCGAGGCUGGUCGUGCCGAGCUGAAGAGGCAGGCCCAGGAGUGGGCUGGCUUGACGCAGAACCCUGAUGCUGAGCUGAUGGUCUUCGUUGGACGAUGGAGUUUGCAGAAGGGCGUCGAUCUUAUUGCCGACAUAUUCCCUUGGGUCUUGGAACAUUACCCCCAGACUCAGCUGAUCUGCGUCGGACCCGUUAUUGAUUUGUAUGGUCGUUUCGCUGCCCUCAAGCUUUCCAAGUUGAUGGAGCAAUUCCCUGGACGUGUGUUCAGUAAGCCCGAAUUCACGGCUCUGCCGCCGUACAUUUUCAGUGGAGCCGAGUUUGCCUUGAUUCCCUCUCGUGACGAACCUUUUGGUUUGGUUGCCGUUGAAUUUGGAAGAAAGGGUGCGCUGGGUAUUGGAGGAAGAGUGGGAGGCUUGGGAACCAUGCCCGGUUGGUGGUUCACUGUUGAGUCGACCAAAGCGUCCCAUUUGCUUAGCCAGUUCAAACAUGCCAUUGUGGCAGCAUUGGAGACGGACCGCCCAACGAGAGCUCUCAUGCGAGCGGCGGCCGCCAAGCAACGUUUCCCCGUCGCCCAAUGGCUCCAGAAGCUGGACAAGCUGCAGUCAAGUGUUAUCAGGGUGCACCACAAGAACGAGAAGAAGUCGACCAAGAAAGCGUUAGCGCUGCUCAAGAACUCGCAAAACAACGGUAGUUCCAUGGCUCUGACCAGCGAUGUGACGACAACCUAUGCCGACGUCAGCCAAAUAGACGUCAGACAAAUUCCUGACCACGACGACGACUACACGCUGGGCGACUACAGCCGCAACCCGUCGGGACUCAACACACCCAUGAUGGUGUCCCGCCCUUCAUCGCCCGGCCUGACCCCUCGCCUGGGCUCGCCCAUGAGCUCCCGCCCCGGAACCCCCGGCCAAAGUUUCUUUAAUAGCCAUGACCGCCACGAUUCAGAAAUGUCGUUCCCGGACCAAUGGCCCAUGGGCUCGGACCUGGGCUUAGAGCGGCCAAGAGGCCUCGGCAUCCACGACAACUCCAGUCGCGCCUCCAUGCUCAGCCUCGACGAAGUGGUGGGCGAUCGCAACGAUUUCAAGCUCCAAAAGGUCGACCCCUUCUUUACCGAUCAAAAGGGAGACUUCUAUUCCGCCUUUGAGAAGAAGCUGGGAGCUCUGACGGUGGAUAACUCUAUUUCGGAGUUGUGUAUUGAGGAUUACCUCAUCAAGAGUGAGAAGGAGUGGUUCGAACAGUACCGUGACGCACGACUCGGCCGCUCUGCGUCUCCGUCACCCUCUGUGGGCGGACGACCCAGCUCACCUGCUCGAUCCAAGUUGCGCGUCCCCGCUGCUGGCGGUAGCCGGCCGAGACUGCCGUCUGCUCUGAUGAACAGCAGCACGCGCGUGUCUCUUGACCAGGAAUCAGAUGAUGAUAUGGCGGACCAGAGGUCACAGUUUGCCAUCCCCGAUGACUACGUCCCGCCGACGGGUUUGAAGAAGUAUCUUCAAUACAGCGUUGGUGACUGGCCAAUCUACAGUAUCCUCCUCGCCAUGAACCAAGUUCUUUCGGUCAACUCAUACCAAGUCACCCUUCUCACAGGCGAAGUCGGCCAGGCGGCCACCAAGCUAUACACCGUGGCCAGUAUCUACCUCGUCUUCGCCAUCCUCUGGUAUACGCUCUCGCGCACCGUGCCACUGCUCUACCCCCUCGCCAUCCCCUUCUUUGUCUACGGCAUCGCCUUCAUCAUCCUGGGCUUUUCGCCCAUGGCUAGUGACAGCGACACUAAGGGCUGGCUGCAAAAUGUGGCCACGGGCUUCUACGCUGCGGCUUCGGCUAGUGGCGCCAUCUCGUUCGCGUUUAACUUUGGUACGGAUGGUGGAUCGACGGUGACUACCUGGAUUUUCCGUAUGGCAGUUAUUCAGGGGUUGAGUCAGUUGUACACAAUUGGCUUGUGGGCGUGGGGAAGUCUGAUCAGUGCGGCGUCGGCUAAUUCGACUGCUUCGCCAUCCCUGGCUAACUCUCCGGCACUCCUCGGUGUCUGUCUGCCUAUCACCUUAUUGCUCUGGGCUAUUGGUGUUGUCGUAUUUCUUGGCCUUCCCGACUUCUAUCGCGAAACUCCUGGCCCCGUCCCGCAACUCUGGAAGACGCUCCUCAAGCGCAAGACCAUCGCCUGGUACCUACUCGCGGUCCUGAUCCAGAACUACUUCCUCUCGACUCUCUACGGUCGCAACUGGUUCUUCCUCUUCAGCUCGAAGGUCCUCCCCGUCUGGGGCGUCGUCUUACUCGCGCUGGGCUUCUUCACCAUCGGCUGGGCGGGAAUCCUCUAUGCUCUCGCCGUUGCUAGUAAGAGCCACCCCUGGCUUUUCCCCAUGUUCGCCGUCGGCCUCGGUGCUCCCCGCUGGGCCCAGAUGUUCUGGGGCACGUCCCGCAUCGGUCUCUGGCUGCCGUGGGCUGGUGGUGCCAUGGCGUCUGCGGUUCUGAGUCGUAUGCUCUGGCUUUGGCUUGGUCUUCUGGACGCUGUGUCCGGGGCGGGCAUUGGUGUUAUUCUCAUGUUAACUCUGACCCGAGUCCACGUCUCGGCCGCGGUCGCGUCGGCUUCGGUCUUAGGUAGUAUAGCGACCAUGCUAGCCCGGGCCACUGCGCCCAAUAACCUCGGCCCCGGGGAUGUAUUCCCGGAUAUGAGCAAAGGCGUGAGUGCUCUUGGUACGGCCUGGUUUUGGGUCGUAUUGUUUUUGCAGUUGUUUAUUUGUAUUGGGUACUUCAAAUUCUUCAGGAAGGAACAAGUCAGCAAGCCGUAA